AUGGAUUUCCCCCAGCACAGCCAGCACGUCCUGGAGCAGCUGAACCAGCAGCGGCAGCUGGGGCUCUUGUGCGACUGCACUUUCGUGGUGGACGGGGUUGACUUUAAGGCCCAUAAAGCGGUGCUGGCUGCCUGCAGCGAGUAUUUAAAGAUGCUCUUCGUGGACCAGAAGGAUGUGGUGCACCUGGACAUCAGUAACGCGGCAGGCCUGGGCCAGGUGCUGGAGUUCAUGUACACGGCCAAGCUGAGCCUGAGUCCUGAGAACGUGGACGAUGUGCUGGCUGUGGCCAGCUUCCUCCAGAUGCAGGACAUCAUCACGGCCUGCCAUGCCCUCAAGUCACUCACAGAGCCAGCUGUCAGCCCUGGGGCAAGCAUGGAGGCUGUGGUCGCAGAAGGAGAGGACAAACGAGCCAAAGAGGAGAAGGCUGCCGCCACCGCCACCGUGCUGAGCGAGCUGGAGCCCGUGGGAAGCAGCCCACUGGCAGGCCCAGGCAGGGAGCCCAAGGAGGAGCGAGGCGGCCAGGCAGAGAGUGCGGCCAGCAGGGUAGAGCAAACAGAGAAGGCUGAUGCUCCCCGGGAGCCACCACCGCCAGAGCUCAAGCUCGACCCCACCAGUGGCAUGGCUGCUGCCGAGGCCGAGGCUGCCUUGUCGGAGAGUUCAGAGCAAGAGAUGGAGGUGGAGCCGGCAAGGAAAGGCGAUGACGAAGGAGGGGCAGCUGGAGCCGGGCCUGCGGCUGUCAAGGAGGAAGGGCCCCAGCUGGAGAACGGCGAGGACAACGAGGAGUUGGCAGGCACGGACUCGGGCCAGGAGCUUGGGGUGGAGGCUCGGAGCCUGCACUUGGGCACCUACGGUGACCGCACGGAAUCCAAGGCCUACGGCUCCGUCAUUCACAAGUGCGAGGACUGUGGGAAGGAGUUUACGCACACCGGCAACUUCAAGAGGCACAUCCGCAUCCACACGGGUGAGAAGCCCUUCUCGUGCCAGGAGUGCAACAAGGCCUUCUCUGACCCCGCUGCAUGUAAGGCGCACGAGAAGACGCACAGCCCGCUGAAGCCCUACGGCUGUGAGGAGUGCGGCAAGAGCUACCGGCUCAUCAGCCUGCUGAACCUGCACAAGAAGCGGCACUCAGGCGAGGCGCGCUACCGCUGCGAGGACUGCAGCAAGCUCUUCACCACCUCGGGCAACCUCAAGCGGCACCAGCUGGUGCACAGUGGCGAGAAGCCCUACCAGUGCGACUACUGCGGCCGCUCCUUCUCCGACCCCACCUCCAAGAUGCGCCACCUGGAGACGCACGACACCAACAAGGAGCACAAAUGCCCCCACUGCGACAAGAAGUUCAACCAGGUGGGGAAUCUGAAGGCUCACCUGAAGAUCCACAUUGCUGAUGGGCCCCUCAAGUGCAGAGAGUGUGGCAAGCAGUUCACCACCUCAGGGAACCUUAAGCGGCACCUUCGGAUCCACAGUGGAGAGAAGCCCUAUGUGUGUAUCCACUGCCAGCGGCAGUUCGCGGACCCUGGUGCGCUGCAGCGGCACGUGCGGAUCCACACGGGUGAGAAGCCUUGCCAGUGUGUAAUGUGUGGCAAGGCCUUCACGCAGGCCAGCUCCCUCAUCGCCCACGUGCGCCAGCACACUGGCGAGAAGCCCUACGUCUGCGAGCGCUGUGGCAAGAGGUUUGUCCAGUCCAGCCAGCUGGCCAAUCACAUUCGCCACCAUGACAACAUCCGCCCCCACAAGUGCAGUGUGUGCAGCAAGGCCUUUGUCAAUGUGGGGGACCUGUCCAAGCACAUCAUCAUCCACACGGGAGAGAAGCCUUACCUUUGUGACAAAUGUGGUCGGGGCUUCAAUCGGGUGGACAAUCUGCGUUCCCAUGUGAAGACUGUGCACCAGGGCAAGGCAGGCAUCAAAAUCCUGGAGCCAGAGGAGGGUGGAGAGGUCAACGUGGUCACGGUUGAUGACAUGGUCACACUGGCUACAGAGGCACUGGCAGCAACAGCUGUCACUCAGCUCACAGUGGUACCAGUGGGGGCUGCAGUGACAGCCGACGAGACAGAAGCACUUAAAGCCGAGAUCACCAAAGCUGUGAAGCAAGUCCAGGAAGCAGACCCCAACACCCAGAUUCUCUACGCUUGUGACUCCUGUGGAGAGAAGUUUCUGGAUGCCAACAGCCUGGCCCAGCACGUGCGGAUCCACACAGCUCAGGCCCUGGUCAUGUUCCAGGCAGACACAGACUUCUACCAGCAGUAUGGGCCAGGUGGCACGUGGCCAGCGGGGCAGGUGCUGCAGGCUGGGGAGCUGCUCUUCCGCCCUCGGGAUGGGGCCGAGGGCCCACCUGCCCUGGCAGAGACCCCGCCCACAGUCCCUGAAUGUCCACCGCCUGCCGAAUGAACAGGCACCCCUCCUCCUCCUGUUUAUUUAAAGAUGGAGGGCACCCUGGAACUGAGUAGGGUGGCCCUGCGCCGUAGAGAAUAAAUUUGAUUAUUUUCU
Messenger RNA from Elephantulus edwardii (Cape elephant shrew), 2484 nucleotides. It is a transcript of the gene ZBTB17, whose product is annotated as zinc finger and BTB domain containing 17. Gene Ontology annotation, biological process: regulation of transcription by RNA polymerase II. The record is from RefSeq and is a predicted model, not a curated record. NCBI's taxonomy places the organism in Eukaryota, Metazoa, Chordata, Mammalia, Macroscelidea, Macroscelididae. Bases 1 to 2385 code for a protein of 794 amino acids. The transcript is spliced from 14 exons. Gene Ontology annotation, molecular function: RNA polymerase II cis-regulatory region sequence-specific DNA binding; protein binding; DNA-binding transcription factor activity, RNA polymerase II-specific.